This is a messenger RNA of Micropterus dolomieu (smallmouth bass), 789 nucleotides long. RefSeq names its product regulator of G-protein signaling 21-like. The coding region runs from base 54 to 635 and encodes 193 amino acids. The record is from RefSeq and is a predicted model, not a curated record. Lineage: Eukaryota; Metazoa; Chordata; Actinopteri; Centrarchiformes; Centrarchidae. The transcript has 5 exons.
GUCACAGCAACGGAGUAUUGUCCUCCUUUGAGGACAUUAACAGGGAUGUUAAAAUGCCCAAACUUUUGUUUUCAAAGCUUCGGUUCUAUGAAAUUAAGGAUCUGAUGCAAAAUGUGAAGCGGCCCAGAAGAAUUGAUAUUGUUCUUAAUCGAAAGAGGCAUGAGAUGAACAUCCAGCGCCUCAUGGCACAAAAAAUAAAUGAUGAGACACAUUCUUCAAAACUCAGUUGGCACACUGACAAUAAACUCCACCCGACCCUGGAAAAAUUGCUACGGGAUAAAAAAUAUUUAGUAGCAUUCCGCACGUUCCUGCAGUCUGAGUUCAGUGAAGAAAACAUUGAGUUCUGGCUUGCAUGCGAAGACUUUAAGUUGAACACCUCGCCGGAUAACCUUCGCUGGAAAGCAAAGGAGAUCUACCAGGAGUUCAUCCAGCCUACAGCCUGUAGAGAGAUUAAUGUUGACCACUAUAUUAGAGAGAAGAUCAAGACGUCUUUGGAGAAGCCGAGUCUCUCAUGCUUCGAUGAGGCCCAGAAACAUGUUUACCUGCUGAUGGAAAGAGACUCUUGCCCCCGAUUUCUGCAAUCAGAUGCCUACCUGAGUCUGAAGCACAAAUCCAGGACUCUUUGGUACAUUUAGCUGAGAAACAAGGCCACUGUUGUCAACGCUGCUUUUUAAUUCUCUCUUUUUGUCUUUUUUUUUCCUAUUUAGCUGAAUUGAAAAGUUAUUUCACAAAUUCACACUGUAUGAGAGGUGAGAGGUGAAGACAACGUAUUGAUGAAAUGUGGUGGAA